AUGAAGGCGAUACUGGUAUUGGUGUUAUGCGGCCUGGGAGCGUGCCUGGCCAAUCCUCUGGAGAAGAAGGACAAGAUAAGCAUCAUCGAGCAGCAGUCCGUGGUGAUGACGGAUCGGGCCAAGUACGAGGAGGAGCUUCUACGUAAGCUCAACUCGAAAUGCUCGCAGAACGACAUGAGCAGCUGCGUGAUGCUCAAGCUGGUGACGUACAUGAACAAGUUGCUGAAGAAGGCCUCGAUCGAGCUCACGGACGACAUCGAGAUCAGGAAGACGAGCCAGGCCUCGGAGGACGUGAUCACAUUCGAGGCUGGCAGGAGCACGGACGACGAGACCCAGGUCCUCGAUCUCAUCACGAACAAGGUUUACGCCUUCGUCAAGUCGAGAAGCAUCAAGUGGAGGAUCCUGCCCGAGGACGACAUCGUCGUGUCCGCGUCGGAGGAUGAGACGGGCUCGUUUAAUCUGGGUCUGUCCAUCGAACGCGCCGAUAAACCCGUUCAAGAUGGUCGCGGCAAGAAGAACAACAUGGGCCCGCUCAUCGCUGCAGCCGUCCUCAAGAUUGGCUUGAUCGGCGGUCUCGCAUUCAAAGCACUCGCCCUUCUGGUCGGCAAGGCUCUUCUCCUCUCGAAGAUCGCUCUCCUGCUCGCCGGUAUUAUUGGCCUGAAGAAGCUCUUCUCGCAGGGCAAGCACGUGACCUACGAGGUGGUGGCUCACCCUCAUCACGGCUCCAGCCACGACCACGGCCACGACAGCUACUCGAGCGGGUGGGCGAGGAGCUUCCACGAGCAGACGCCACUCGCCGGACAACCGGAUGCCCACGAGCUGGCUUACUCGGCGCACGUGAAGUGA
Molecule: messenger RNA, 846 nt
Organism: Ooceraea biroi (clonal raider ant)
Lineage: Eukaryota; Metazoa; Arthropoda; Insecta; Hymenoptera; Formicidae
Cellular component (GO): membrane
Source: RefSeq, a predicted model, not a curated record